Messenger RNA from Rubroshorea leprosula, 1143 nucleotides. Lineage: Eukaryota; Viridiplantae; Streptophyta; Magnoliopsida; Malvales; Dipterocarpaceae. The record is from the annotation of a GenBank genome assembly.
UUAUUCAAGAAAGCAAUAAACCUUUCUUCAGAUAUUUCUCCUUCUUUUCAGUCUCUAACAUGAUCUAUUCUGGAUCUGAAGCUUUGUCGUUGGGUUCUCUUCUCUUACAAAUUGGAUUGUUUAUUCUCAGGCACAAUCUGAGAGAUUUUUCUAGUAUUGUGAGUUCUAUUGAUUCUAUGGCGAGUUUUGAAAGAACUGUGACUCAUCCUGCUGCUACAAUGGUUGCCAAAGAGGUGAUAGACCAACCUAUUGUCAACCUUGAAUCUAUAAAACGGGUGAUAUUAAAUCUUUUUAAUGCUCCUACUGCCUUAUCUAUUGCUCCAGAUACAUUUGAUGAGCUCCAUGAUGUCUCUCCACAUGCUCCACCUAGUUCUAUAGAAGAUGCUCUGUCUGCUGGUAAUGCAUUAGGCAAUGGUGAGCCUUCUUCCCUUCCCUCUUCUGUAUCACAUAUUGGAUCUAGCCCUGUUGAGCCCGAAAAUGAUAUCCUUAAUCCACCUUCAAGUUGUCCUACUUGGGUAAGUUGUAAAUGGGUGUACAAGAUCAAAACUCGAUCUGAUGGUUUUGUGGAGUGUUACAAGGCUUGUUUGGUUGCUAAAGGAUUUACUCAAGAAUAUGGGAUUGAUUAUGAGGAAACCUUUGCACCUGUUGCUCAUCCUACUUCAGUUCAUAGUUUGAUUGCUAUUGCUGCUACAAAAGGAUGGAAAUUGUUUCAGAUGGACGUGAAAAAUGCCUUCCUAAAUGGUGAUCUUACAGAGGAAGUUUACAUGCAACCACCUCCUGGACUUGAGCAUCCUCCAAACAAAGUUUGUCAAUUGAAGUGAACUCUAUAUGGUUUGAAACAAGCACCUCAAGCUUGAUUUGCCAAGUUUAGCACCACCAUCAGUGAAUUUGGUUUUAGUUCUAGUCCUCAUGAUACUGCGUUGUUCAUACGUAAGACUAAUCAUGGUAUGGUUCUAUUACUUCUUUAUGUAGAUGAUAUGAUCAUUAUUGGGGAUGAUAUUUCAAGUAUUCAUGAUCUUAAGCAAUUUCUCAAUCAUAAGUUUGAGAUGAAAGAUCUUGGUGUUUUGAGUUAUUUCUUGGGACUUGAGGUCACUUCUUCUAAUGAUGGUUAUCUUUUCUCUCAAACAAAAUAUGCCUCUGAUC